UCUCUCUGUGGCUUCGGCCCACUACUAGUCAUGGCCAGCAAGAAUGAGAAUGGUGAGGAGAUAGCUCAGGUCUCCACCUUAGAGGCUGCCUUGGCGAUGGUGGGUGGCAACCCUAGUGGAGGUGACGCGGGCUGCAUAAUGGCACUAAAUAACGGGGGCCGCCAGGUCCGUGAGAGCCAAAACGACUCUGAGGAGAGCAGUAGAGAUCCGAACUCCUCUUCCUCUGAGCCUCACCAGGAGGAGCCAAGGCCCUCAGCCGAGCUUGUGAUUCGGAUUCCGAGGCGCCGUUCCUCACGAAGGCGGCGGAGAACCACAUUGCAUUUCACACUGGGGCAGGUGGAGGAAAUGGAAAAAAUUUUCAAAGAAACCCAGUACCCAGAUGCGCUUGCCAGGAAGGAACUUGCACAAGCUUUGAAUAUUCCUGAAGUCAAAGUGAAGACAUGGUUCAUCCAUCGGAGAGCUGAAGAGAGGAAGAGUGAGAGGUCUGUCGUAUUACAGAGCAUACCUCCUCGUAUUGAAAAGGUCCUUCUCCUUAGGGAAAGGGACGACUAUCUCUAGAGUGCAAUCUUUGUUCCGGAGCUAGAGGGAAAUUUGGUGACACAUGUACUUACUCAAUGUCUAGCUUCACUAAAAUUCAGCACUCAUGUUAACAAUAAAAUAUGAAUUUCCAAGUUAA
Peromyscus leucopus (white-footed mouse) is the source of this 676-nucleotide messenger RNA. Its product is annotated as homeobox protein Rhox13-like. The record is from RefSeq and is a predicted model, not a curated record. NCBI's taxonomy places the organism in Eukaryota, Metazoa, Chordata, Mammalia, Rodentia, Cricetidae. The transcript has 3 exons. Bases 31 to 558 code for a protein of 175 amino acids. Gene Ontology annotation, biological process: regulation of transcription by RNA polymerase II. Gene Ontology annotation, molecular function: RNA polymerase II transcription regulatory region sequence-specific DNA binding; DNA-binding transcription factor activity, RNA polymerase II-specific.